Messenger RNA from Oncorhynchus nerka (sockeye salmon), 6869 nucleotides. RefSeq names its product integrin alpha-7. The coding region runs from base 572 to 3940 and encodes 1122 amino acids. Gene Ontology annotation, cellular component: external side of plasma membrane; integrin complex. The transcript is spliced from 22 exons. The record is from RefSeq and is a predicted model, not a curated record. Gene Ontology annotation, molecular function: integrin binding. Gene Ontology annotation, biological process: cell-cell adhesion; leukocyte migration; cell-matrix adhesion. Lineage: Eukaryota; Metazoa; Chordata; Actinopteri; Salmoniformes; Salmonidae.
GGAGGUAUACACACUGCACACCACACACACUCUCUCUCUCACACACACUCUCUCACACACAAGCUGGCUCACGUAGCCACAUUUUCUCAGGCUGCUCCUGCAGACUGACAGCAGAAGACGUAGGAGGAGAGAACAGAAGGAGAGUGAGAAAAGGAAACAAGGGAAAUAUCAACCGAGCCAGAAGAGGAGAGUCAAGCAGCACUUAUCCUUUUUCUUCAACCACUCAGCAUUAAAUUAAAACACAGGGAAUUUAAAACUCUUUGUUAAUCUGUAACUGAACAGGGGCUGCUCUGCUCUGUUCUGCUGAGAGGGACCCGCUCUGCUGAGGAACCUGCUCUGCUGAGGAACCUGCUCUGCUGAGGAACCUGUUCUGCUGAGGAACCUGCUCUGCUGAGGGACCUGUUCUGCUGAGGAACCCGCUCUGCUGAGGAACCUGCUCUGCUGAGGGACCUGCUCUGCUGAGGAACCUGCUCUGCUGAGGGACCUGCUCUGCUGAGGAACCUGCUCUGCUGAGGGACCUGCUCUGCUGAGGAACCUGCUCUGCUGAGGGACCUGCUCAUUCUCCAGGACUAUGGCACCACAUCUGAGACAUGGAUUCUCGGUCUCUCUUUCACAGCGCCGGUGUCUCCUCCUCCAUUCUCUCCUCUCCGUCUAUUUCCUGACUGUUGCAGGGUUCAACCUGGAUACUAGCAUGACUCUGACCAAGGAGGGGGAGACCGGCAGCUUUUUUGGAUUCUCUUUAGCGCUUCACCAGCAACUCACACCAGAACCACACAGUUGGAUCCUGGUGGGGGCGCCGCGGGCCAGAGGACUGGGCAUGAUGCAGAGGAAGCGCCCUGGCGCUCUUUACCGCUGUCCAAUCACAGGCGAGGAGUUUGACUGCGAGCGCGUGGACAUCGAUGGAGACGUAAACCUCGACUGGGAAAGCAAGGACAACCAGUGGCUAGGAGUAACAGUCAAGAGCCAGGGGAUUGGAGGAAAGGUGGUGACUUGUGCCCAUCUGUACGAGCUGCGUCAGCGCGUGGGCCUGCCGUCGGAGACGCGGGACCCCAUCGGGCGUUGCUACGUGCUCAGUGAGGACCUGACCGAGAGGGAUGACCUAGAUGGAGGGGAGUGGAAGUUCUGUGAGGGGCGACCCCAGGGACACGAACAGUUUGGCUUCUGUCAGCAGGGUCUGUCUGCCGCCUUCACACCCGACAACCAAUUUAUCAUGUUCGGAGCUCCUGGAACGUACAACUGGAAAGGAGAGAUGCGCGUCCAGCUACUAAAUCAGACUUUACUGGAUCUGGGUUUCUAUGACGACGGGCCCUAUGAAGUGGCGGAUGAGAAACAGCUGAAUGCUCAGCUGAUCCCUGUUCCCUACCAUAGUUACCUGGGCUUCUCAGUGGACUCUGCUCAAGGCAUAAUGAGUCGUGGUGAGCUGACCUUCGUGGCGGGGGCUCCGAGAGCCAAUCACACGGGGGCGGUGGUGCUGUUGCGUAAAGAUAACAUGUACCGCCUGGUGCCACAGCACAUCCUGUGGGGAGAGGAGCUGGCUUCUUCCUUCGGGUACUCUGUGGCUACGGCUGAUCUCAACAGUGACGGCUGGACAGACCUGAUAGUGGGAGCUCCUAACUACUUUGACCGAAAAGCAGAGAUCGGAGGUGCUGUGUACAUCUUUCUCAAUCCAUUCGGUAACUGGGAAUAUGCUCAGCCAAUCAGGCUCAAUGGAACCUAUGACUCCAUGUUUGGAUUGACCGUCAACAACGUGGGAGACUUGGACAGGGACGGAUAUGACGACAUCGCUGUGGGGGCUCCGUUCGAUGGGGAUGGCAAAGUGUUUAUCUACCGAGGCUUGUCAUCAGGCAUCGACACCAAGCCUGCACAGAUCCUGGAUGGAGUGGACGAGGGGGUGAAGAGGUUCGGCUACUCCAUCUCAGGAGGUCUGGACAUCGAUGGGAACCUGUACCCUGACCUGGCAGUAGGCUCUCUCGGUGAUAAGCUAGUUCUGUACAGGUCUCGUCCGGUCAUUCACGUGACCCGGGAUGUAUCCAUCGAACCUCAGCAGUAUAUUGACUUGGAGCAACACAACUGCAAGGGGAGAGAUGGAGUGUGUGUGGAGGUCAAAGCCUGCUUCACCUAUACUGCUUACCCAGAGACCUACUCACCAGACAUCACCCUGGUCCUACUCAUCGAGGCUGACACAGAGCGCAGGAAGCUCGGCCUGCCCCACCGUGUUAGCUUCCUGGGUCGCAGUGCAAAGGCGGCGGAGUAUACACACACUGACGAGGUGGAGCUGAAAGGUCAACGCCAUCCCGCCUGCCAGAGCGCCACCUUCCAACUAAACGAGAAUAUCCGUGAUAAGCUGCGUCCCAUCUCUCUGGCCAUCACCCACACCAUCAGACCCCCCAUGUUCUCCUCAGAAACUAACCCAGAGGAACGAGACACACUACCUCCUGUACUGAGUGUUUCCACCUCCAACACCCUGCACUCUGAGGUGAAUUUCCUGAGGGAAGGCUGUGGCGAUGAUAAGAUCUGUCAGAGCAACCUGAAGUUGACCUACCAGUUUGGAACCCGACCUUCCACCUCUGACCUCUUCACCCCUCUGCCAAGGGAUGAUGAAGCAGUGGCGGUGUUUUCUCUGUCUGACCAGAGGUCUGUGGUGUUGGAGGUGACCGUCACCAACAUGCCCUCAGACCCUCUGUCCCCAGAGGAGGAUGGAGAUGAUGCCCAUGCUGCCCAGCUACUGGUGACCCUGCCAGACACCCUGUCCUACUCUGGCUUCAGGGGACAACAGGUGGUGUGCCAGGCCAAUCAGAACGGGUCUCAGGCGGAGUGCGAGCUGGGAAACCCCCUGAAGAGAGAUGCUAUACUGAAAUUCUACAUCAUCCUCAGCACGUCUGCUAUCACCAUAGAGACCACGGAACUCACUGUCAACCUCCUGUUGGCUACCAUCAGUGAACAGCGAGACCUGACGACAGUCACAGCCGUGGCUAAAAUCAUCAUAGAGCUCCCCCUGGCGGUCAGUGUGCUGGCCAGACCACACCAGCUGUUCUUCAGUGGGGCCGUAAAGGGGGAGAGUGCCAUGGAGACCCUGGACGAUGUGGGGAGUGCUGUGGAGUUUGAGUUUACGGUGACCAACACCGGGCCGUCCCUGCAGACUCUAGGCUCCGCCUUCCUCAACAUCAUGUGGCCUCACGAGCUGUCCAAUGGGAAGUGGCUCCUGUACCCCACUGCUCUCCACUUCCAUGGCCAUCCAGAAACACCCUGUACCCCCCACACCUCCCUCAACCCACGCAAGUUCUCCCACAGUUCUCCUUCUGACGACCAGCCACAGGCAGCAGGCCUGAAGGUCAGGAGGAAGGGGCGUUCCAACCCAGAAGAGGAGGGCCAUGUGAUGACCAAGGGCAGUCUGGGUAGGACUACGCCUGCUGUGGCUGCCUCAGAGAGACGCAAGUCACUCAAACUGGACUGUCUGCUGGGUUCAGCGCGCUGUGUGCUGUUCCAGUGUCCUCUCCACAGCUUCUCUGACUCGGCUGUCCUCAAGAUCCAGGGACGCCUUUGGAACAGCACCUUUCUGGAGGAGUUCCCAUCAGUCAGUGCUCUGGAGCUGCUGGUUAGAGCCAACAUCACAGUCAAGUCCAGCAUCAAACACCUGGUGCUGAGGGAUGCUGCUGCACAGAUCCCAGUGAUGAUUUACCCAGAGGUUGGUCUGACUGCCCAGUACUGGAUCCCCUGGUGGUGGAUUCUCAUAGCCAUCCUGGCUGGUAUCCUGGUGCUGUCUCUGCUGGUGUGCAUCCUCUGGAAGUGUGGUUUCUUCCGUCGGGUCCAGUAUGAAGACAAAGUUCCUCAGUACCAUGCAGUGAAGAUCCCCCGUCAAGACCGGCCCCAGUUCCAGCAGAAGGCAGGGAUCCUCCAGAAGAAGGAGUGGGCCACACACUGGAGCGACGGAAGCUCCUGAACAGCAUCAACAAACGAGGACUAGAAUAGCAGCAAACACCCAUUCAACCCUAUGGCACUCACUAACUCUGCAGUGGAACAAACGUGUGCAGACUGACCGUGUCACAACACUGUUGUGCACAUUGAGGCUAUGUCCCGAUUCAUCACCCUUCUUCUGAAGUGUGCACACUUCCCAUCAUGGAUUUAUCAAUGGUGAAAAUUCUACUGUAUUCUACUGUAUUCUACUGUAUUGUACUUUUAGAAUGACUGGAUCAAUAUCUAUCUGACUGACUGACUAUCUGACUGACUGACUAUCUGACUGACUGACUGACUAUCUGACUGAUUAUCUGACUGACUAUCUGACUGACUGACUGUCUGACUGAUUAUCUGACUGACUGACUGACUAUCUGACUGAUUAUCUGACUGACUAUCUGACUGACUGACUGUCUGACUGAUUAUCUGACUGACUGACUAUCUGAAUGACAGAUUGACUGACUGACUGACUGACUAUCUGACUGACUGACUAUCUGACUGACUGACUAUCUGACUGACUGACUAUCUGACUGACUACUGAUUGACUGACUAUCUGAUUGACUGACUAUCUGAUUGACUGACUAUCUGAUUGACUGACUAUCUGACUGACUAUCUGACUGACUAUCUGACUGACUGACUAUCUGACUGACUGACUAUCUGACUGACUGACUGACUGACUGACUAUCUGACUGACUGACUAUCAAAUCAAAUCAAAUCAAAUUUAUUUAUAUAGCCCUUCGUACAUCAGCUGAUAUUUCAAAGUGCUGUACAGAAACCCAGCCUAAAACCCCAAACAAUAAGCAAUGCAGGUGUAGAAGCACCUAUCUGACUGACUGACUAUCUGACUGAUUAUCUGACUGACUAUCUGACUGACUGACUAUCUGACUGAUUAUCUGACUGACUAUCUGACUGACUGACUGUCUGACUGAUUAUCUGACAGACUGAUUGACUGACUGACUAUCUGACUGACUGAUUGACUGACUGACUGACUGACUAUCUGACUGACUGACUAUCUGACUGACUGACUACCUGACUGAUUAUCUGACUGACUAUCUGAAUGACUGACAGUCUGACUGAUUAUCUGAUUGACUGAUUGACUGACUGACUAUCUGACUGACUGAUUGACUGACUGACUGAUUAUCUGACUGACUGACUGAUUAUCUGACUGACUGACUGAUUAUCUGACUGACUGACUGAUUAUCUGACUGACUGACUUGCAUUGGUGUUUUUUACAGACUGUAAUACUGCACACAGAAUUCUGACUAGAUCAAUACCAAUCAGAUUGAUCAAUACAUAUUGAUAGACUGAACACUGACACUCAAAUGGACUUCUACUGCUGACAGGCAUCAAUAUUCACUGAUCUUUUCCGAUAGGCUAACAUACACACACACACACACACACACACACACACACACACACACACACACACACACACACACACACACACACACACACACACACACACACACACACGAACACACACUUAUUUCAAAGCCAAUGCCUAUGACUCGGACUGCUUCUUGUCAUAGCUACUGUACAGUAAGAUCGAAAAGGACAAAGAAAAACUAUGUUUAUAUAUUAUUGUUUAGCGUUUUAAUUUGAGUCACUGUAAUACUACUGUUGAUACAGCAGAAUGACAAUGAUCUGACAACACCAGCUCCCAUUUCGAUAAGACUGAUCAGAACACAUUAGUCUGUUGUCUUGUUGAAGUCCUUAGGGUCUUGUUCAUUAGGACACACCAUGGUAAAACGUUUUGCAACGGAAAACCAAAGCAAGUGUUUCUUACAAAGUUCAGAUUGUCCCUUUCUGUUUUCUUCCAUUUGAUACCUACUGAACACUGCCCAGCCUUCUGACUGUAGCGCUGCUAUGGCCAUAACGUUGGAAUUAGGUUGAAUUGAUUGUGUUGUGACUGUUUAGGCUGUAGUUUUGUUUUGUGUCGGUCGGCUGUGAGGAACAGCCAUUGAGGAAUUCACAAUAACAAUCCAUCACCUGAAUAAUGUUGAAGAAAACAACUUCAACGUACGAAACGACAAUAUCAACAGCUUCAGCUCAUGGUAGGAGAUAUUAGAUACAAACAAACAAAGUUUAUAAUUGUGGUUGAGUACCACAUUGUUCAGGUACUUCACAUAUCCCCCUGCAGACCCUUAGAUGUCCUCAAUAGUUUGAAACCUUUAUGGGAAAGAUGAUUGUAAAUAAUCAUUUAUUACAGUUUGUAUUUACAUAAAAGUGCCUUAUGGUUUAAUUCAAAAAGAUGAUACUUAACUUUGGAGCUACUGAAGGUUAACUAAAGGUUUAAUAAAGGUUAACUAAAGGUUUACUAAAGGUUUACUGAAGGUUUAAUAAAGGUUUACUGAAGGUUUACUGAAGGUUAACUAAAGGUUUACUGAAGGUUUACUGAAUGUUAACUAAAGGUUUACUGAAGGUUAACUAAAGGUUUACUGAAGGUUUACUGAAGGUUAACUAAAGGUUUACUGAAGGUUAACUAAAGGUUUAAUAAAGGUUUACUGAAGGUUAAGGUACAUAAUUUGCAGAGUGUUUCACGACACAGUUUAAAACCUUCAAGUAGGGCCUGGAGUUUUCUCUGGACUGGGUACUUGGUCUGGAGAAACUCCUGGCCCCAUCACCCCUGAAGUGAAUGGAUAUGAGAAGUUGAGCAGUGAGACUAUGGUGGCAUAUACAGUGCUGUACACACACUGAAUAUACAGCCCUGUACACAAUGAGAAUACAGCCCUGUACACAAUGAAUAUACGGCCCUGUACACACAAUGAAUAUACACAAUGAAUAUACACAAUGAAUAUACGGCCCUGUACACGCAAUUAAUAUACGUCCCUGUUGUCUACUGGGCCUAUGAGCAUGUAGAGUCUACUUUGUGAUUUAGAAAUUGCUGGACAAUCUUGUAAUAAAUGCAUUAAAGAAUA